CGCUAGCGUAUCGACCAUGAAGACGGGAUUAGUACUGGGUGUUUACGAAACGGAGAACGAGGACAACGUCGUACUCACCCCUACGGCGGCCAAGUAUAAUGAACUGGUUAAUGGCAAGCUACUGAAAAACAUCCUGCUGAGUGACUAGAGUGAGAAAAAGAGAGAGACGGUAUUAUACGCAUGAUAUGAAGCGCAACUUGCUACGCACAAGGAAAUCCUAGAAAAAAAAAACACGCUGCGCUUUAUAAAUGAAAAUAUAAUACUGCCUGAUUUAUGAUAGAUUCUAUUUCGUCGCGACGUCAGACUCGAUCUACAGAUCGAAUAGGAGAUUUUAAGCCUCACAUUAUAAUCGUUCAAUUAAUUAAAAUCAACAAUCUGCUCAUCAAGACUGACGGGAAGUCGAGUAGAGAGUAAAGGUAGUAGUAAUGUCGACUCCUGGCGACGGUAAUAUGGGGAACGAUAGCGGCAACGCCGGGAGCAGCGGUGGAUUAUUAGGUGACAGUAGCAAAAUUAACAAGCCUCCCCAUCCGCCUACGAACGUGCUGCAGAGGAUGACUGGCAUAUUGGAGGACAAGAGCAACGACUAUCUGUGCCCGAUAUGCUUCGAUCUCAUCGACACAGCGUACAUCACGCGUUGCGGACACACGUUCUGUCACCAUUGCAUUGUGAAAUGCUUGGAGAUCAAGGACCGCUGCCCGAAAUGCAGUUUCACGUUGAGCGAACAGGACAUUUUUCCGAAUUUUCUGCUGGACGAGCUGGUCUCCAAGUACAAGACCAGAAGUAAGGGCCUCGCUCAGCUGGGCUCGUACGCAGACAACAGCAGACACAGAGGAGCUGCUGGUUCUAAUGACUCGUCGGUGCCGGCAGCCACCGACGGUUUGAGAAGCAUCGUGGCGGCGGAAAGCGCCAAUCUCACCCUGCCCGACGUGAACGUGAUGCUCGAGGUGCUGACCCAGCGCAAGCAUUUGCUCGAGGCGGAGACCUGCACGGCGCAGAACAAGCUGCUGCACGAGUUCCUCAAGCACCUGCUGCAGCAGAAGGAGGAGCAGCGGAAUCAACUGCAGAAAGAGGUGGCACUGAUCAAGCGGGAUAUGGAAGAAGUGGAGAACAUCCUGAAGGACGUGCAGAGCAAGUGCCCGCGGGUUGAGGACGUCAAGAAGGCGAGCGAGAACGACACCGCGCAGGUGUCGGCCAUCAGGCGGGAGAUGCUCGGCCUCAUUGACAUAAUAGACUCGAAUAUGGUGAAGCCCGGCGACAAGGUGACCAGCGCGGGUGUCGACGCCUUUGCUAAUCCGGCGAGCGUCGGCGGUGGCCAACCCGGCGGAUCGACCCUAGCCAUACGGCGAAAGAGAUUGCACGCUCACUUUGACGAUUUCGUUCAAUGUUACUUCGAUUCGCGCGGCAAGGAGCUGCUGCUCGGCACUCAGAAGUCGCAGUCGCAGAGUGAAGCCGCUCAGCUGCAGCAGCAACACGGCGGCGUGCAUAGCACGAGCUCCGGGCUGGAUGUGUUUCGCGAGAACCUCGUCAAGUUCUCGCGGUAUAACUCCCUGCGCCCGCUGGCCACCCUCAACUACUCGUCGGACCUCUUUAACAAUUCCACCAUCGUGUCCAGCAUCGAGUUCGACAAGGACAAUGAGUUCUUUGCGAUCGCUGGAGUCACCAAGCGCAUAAAGGUAUUCGACUACGGCGCGGUUAUACGCGACACCGUCGACAUUCACUAUCCCUGCGUCGAGAUGGUCUCCAGCUCGAAAAUCUCAUGCGUCUCGUGGAACUCCUUUCACAAGGGGAUGCUCGCGUCGUCCGACUACGAGGGCACCGUGACAGUGUGGGACGCGGUGACCGGUCAACGAACAAAAGCGUUCCAAGAGCACGAGAAGAGAUGUUGGUCGGUCGACUUCAAUGACGUCGACACCAGACUAAUUGCAUCUGGCUCCGACGACGCCCGGGUCAAAUUGUGGGCGUUAAACACUGAUUAUUCCGUGGCGUCGUUGGAGGCGAAAGCCAACGUGUGCUGCGUGAAAUUCAAUCCACGCAGCUCGUGUCACCUGGCGUUCGGGUCCGCGGAUCACUGCGUGCAUUAUUACGAUUUGCGCAACAUGAAGGAGGCGUUGUGCAUAUUCAAGGGCCACCGUAAGGCCGUCUCCUACGUUAAAUUCAUCAACAAGGAGGAAAUUGUAUCAGCGAGCACGGAUUCCCAGUUAAAGAUGUGGAACAUAAACAAUCCACUCUGUCUGCGAUCGUUUGUCGGUCACGUGAACGAGAAGAACUUCGUCGGGCUCGCCACCGAUGGUGAUUACGUUGCCUGCGGGUCGGAGAAUAACGCACUGUACGUCUAUUACAAGGGUUUGACGAAGCAGCUGUUCUCGUACAAAUUCGACGCUGUUCGAAGCAUAUUGGAGGUGCAGGACAGACGGGAGGAAGAUUUGAACGAGUUCGUGUCCGCGGUGUGCUGGAGGCAGAUGUCUAAUGUCGUAGUGGCCGCUAACUCUCAAGGAAUUAUCAAAAUAUUAGAGCUAGUUUGAGAUAAGAUUAGGGAAAAGCAAUUAAACUUAAAUGAGUGAAACGCGAAUUCUUCGAUUACUAUAAACUAAAACGGGUCUAAAUAGUUAAAAAAAGUAGUCAAAAGUAGAAACGUAACCAUGAUAACAAAGAAUUAUACUCGAAGAAUAGAAUUCUUCUAUCGCGUUUUGUGUUUUAACGAUAUUUUUAAUCCCAUAUACUUAGACCCUUUUUAUUUUAUGGUAUCCAUCUUGUGAUUAUUUUAGGCGUGAAUAACAACGAGAAAUAACGGAAUCAUUCUAAAUAGCGUAAUGAUUUAUAAUAAUGAAAAAACGCGUAGCGAAAAUUUGUACCAUUAACAUAAUCUACAAAUCAGAUAGAAAUUAAAAGAGAGGUGCGUUCUCGGUGAUUAAAACUAUUGCAAGUGAAGAUCUUCGAUUGAUCUAUGCUCAAUGUAUCGGAGAGCACAAAUAUUUCCUCUGGAUUAUACAUAUUGUAUGUAAGUAUGAUUAGGGAAAUUGGUACUGUUAAUUAUUACGUUUUCGUAUUUUGAAUUUUCUAAUCUAAUUUAGAUAUAUAAUUCCAUCUCAACAGACUGAUGAAUCGCUUAUUGAUAAAAACAUCGUUAAAACACGAAAAAUAUAUAUUUCUGUAUAUGACUUAUCGAAAACGAUGAUCUUUCGUAAUUUUACGUUAUCGAUACUUAAUAUUUGUCGGAGAUACCAUAAUUGCACGCUUAUUAAACUGUAUUUUGUGCAGAUAUAUAUAAACACAUACAUAUAUAUAUUUUUAAAUAUGAUCAACGUGUGACGUGAGAAUGACGUUUUACUAUAAAUAAGUACAAUACUUUUAAAAGCAGCGUUCGAGCCUGCAAAAAUUUACAGCGCGAUACGUGUGUUCAAAGACGAUUUUUCAAUAACGCUACUCAAUGUUCGAAUUCGAAUGACGAUUGUUUCGAUAUCUUAUGCUGCAUUCGCUGUAGCCCCCGUAUAUAACGCUUCAAAUAUUAUUUUAUUCUUGUUGCUUAUCAAAUAUUAAACAAGUAUAAAUAAUACUUACAAGCGUUAUAAACGUCAAAGCGAACGCAGUCUUCAUCCAUCACGAAAUCUAUUCUCAACACAAAGAUUAGAAAUGAUACAUGUAAUAAGUACACGUUUAAUAAUCAUAAUAUUUUUUAAGCUAAAUUUUCACAGAAAAUCCAAAAACUUGUUUAAGUUCUCAAAAGAUUGGCAAAAAAUGAACGAAAAGUACCAAAACUAAAACGCGCAUAUAAACAAAUGUAAUAUAAAAUUGAUACAUUUGUAAUUUUGACUGGCAAUCGUAUACAAAUCGUACCUGCAUUUCCUUAAAAGUCGCUGGUAAUUGCAAUAUCAAUAUUUUCAGUAUCAAAAUAUCGAUGUUUUCGCUAUCGCGUAAUAGAAAUCUCAACAUUAAAAAAAUUAUUUGCAACCAUUUACUAACGAAGUUUUUAGCUUCAUUCAGUACCAUUCAGCUUAAAUUGACUGAUAUCAUGAUUGCGUAAUUUUGUAAAUGGAGACAAGUGAUAAGGAGUAAUCAACAUUUCAAAUAUUUUUCACACUGAUAAUGAUAUAGAUAAGGUAUUAUUUUUAUUGAAAUUUUUAUUGCAUAUAAAUUUUUUAUAUAAUUAUAUUAUCUUUAUACUUUAACAAUGCUGUUAAAAGUUUUUCAAUAUUACAUUAGCUUAAUUAAAAUAUAGAAUAAUUGAAAGACUUUAAAAUUAAACAAGUUAUUGUUCGUUUUAAAAAUUGAUACGUUUAAAAAAUAUGUACAAAAUGCGAAUAGAAGAAUCAAAUAUAUUGCGGUAAAGUUCGUAAUAUAUUUCUUUUUUUUAUGGAAUGAGGAAGUGAUAAAAUAGUGAAUGUACUUUGUUUAAAUAAACUUGCAUUAAGCUUGUCAUAAGUAGUAAAGCCAGUCUACAAUGUCUUCUUUGCUUCAUGUUUCUUGCUGCAUUUUGCUGUUGCUAUUUUUUGUCUUUGCGCACUGUUUUUCAAAAUUAGCGAAAUAAAAAUUAACUGUGGAAAAGAAAAAACAAUUAAAUAAUCGUAAAACAAAGCACAGAGGCAAAAAGCAAGAAACAGGAAGCAAAAAGUAGAUUGUAGAUUAAUCUUUAAUGCAUCUGUUACUUCUUUACGAUUAAACGUAUAAUGUCAUGUAAAUCUGAAAUUUUCAGUUCAUUUUAUUUCUAUGCAACUAUGCCAACUAAACCCCAUGACAAAGUCACAUUACUACUUAUAGUUGAUGUAUAUAAAACAAAUAAUGAAAUUUAUCAACAGAUAUUUCAUUGUAUUAUAUCUUAAGCCGCUAAAUAGGUUGUAAUCAAUACUCGUUUCAACAAUGUUAGUGAGAACUGAAUGUGAAACAGUUCCAUAACGUAUCCACGCUGAUACUGUAGCUGAGGAAAAAAAACAAGUUGUGAAUUAAUGUGUAGCUAUAAUCUCUGAAGUGAGAGUAAUUGUAAAUGUACCGAUGUAUAAUGAAAAUAAGGAUAUUCUAGAAAUAAAGAAUAGUAUAUUUUUAGAGUGUAUUUUAAAAUUGCAAUUACACCGUACACAUGAUGAAUGUCAAAGAAUGCCUAGACUUUAUUGUAAUUAAUAAAUUUAUGAAUUUGUGUCUGAA
Molecule: messenger RNA, 5136 nt
Organism: Monomorium pharaonis (pharaoh ant)
Lineage: Eukaryota; Metazoa; Arthropoda; Insecta; Hymenoptera; Formicidae
Product: cytosol aminopeptidase
Exons: 3
Coding region: 426-2522 (698 amino acids)
Biological process (GO): proteasome-mediated ubiquitin-dependent protein catabolic process
Cellular component (GO): cytoplasm
Molecular function (GO): manganese ion binding; ubiquitin protein ligase activity; metalloaminopeptidase activity
Source: RefSeq, a predicted model, not a curated record